AACGGGAACGAGGACAAGGUGGUGGAGACGGUGAUGGUGGGAAGGUAUAUAGAGAUGGAGCAGGAGGGGGAGUCCAAGACCAUCAAGUCAAGGCUCUCCAGCCUCCUAUGGCAUGGCGGCUCCGCCUAUGACGCUUGGUUCAGUUGUGCUUCCAACCAGGUGGCACAGGUGCUACUUACGCUGCCAUAUUCCUUUUCACAGCUGGGGAUGAUGAGUGGUAUCCUUUUCCAACUGUUUUAUGGUCUCAUGGGGAGCUGGACGGCUUACCUCAUCAGUAUUCUCUAUGUAGAGUAUAGGACUCGGAAGGAGAGGGAGAAGGUGGACUUCAGGAACCAUGUCAUUCAGUGGUUCGAGGUGUUAGAUGGGCUUCUAGGGAAGCACUGGAGGAAUGUGGGAUUGGCCUUCAACUGCACUUUUCUUCUAUUUGGAUCCGUCAUUCAGCUCAUUGCUUGUGCUAGUAACAUAUACUACAUCAAUGACAAGCUGGACAAGAGGACAUGGACCUAUAUAUUCGGGGCUUGCUGUGCCACCACAGUGUUCAUCCCAUCUUUCCACAACUAUAGGAUAUGGUCCUUCCUUGGUCUCCUUAUGACAACCUACACUGCUUGGUAUCUCACUGUUGCUUCCCUCCUUCAUGGCCAGGUGGAGGGAGUGAAGCAUUCGGGACCGACUAAGCUGGUUCUCUACUUUACGGGCGCCACAAACAUUCUCUACACAUUUGGUGGCCACGCUGUUACAGUGGAGAUCAUGCAUGCGAUGUGGAAGCCUCAAAAGUUCAAGGCCAUCUACUUGCUAGCAACGUUGUACGUGCUGACGCUGACGUUGCCAUCGGCGGCGAGCGUCUACUGGGCGUUCGGCGACCUACUACUCGACCACUCGAAUGCCUUUGCUCUGCUACCGCGGACGGCGUGGAGAGACGCGGCGGUGGUGCUGAUGCUGAUCCACCAGUUCAUCACGUUCGGGUUCGCGUGUACGCCGCUCUACUUCGUGUGGGAGAAGCUGGUGGGGCUCCACGACUGCCGGAGUUUGUGCAAGCGGGCGGCGGCGCGGCUCCCCGUCGUGGUUCCAAUCUGGUUCCUGGCCAUCAUCUUUCCCUUCUUCGGCCCCAUCAACUCUGCCGUCGGCUCCCUCCUCGUCAGCUUCACCGUCUACAUCAUCCCCUCCCUUGCCCACAUGCUCACCUUCCGCACCGCCGCAGCCCGGGAGAGCGCAGUGGAGCCGCCACCGAGGUUUGUCGGGAGGUGGAUUGGAAUGUACACGAUCAACGCAUUUGUGGUGGGUUGGGUGCUGGUGGUGGGAUUCGGGUUCGGUGGUUGGGCUAGCAUGACCAACUUCGUCCGCCAGAUCGACACUUUUGGCCUCUUCACCAAGUGCUACCAGUGCCCCCCACCACCUGGUCUUCCCCUUCCUACCAACGCUACAGAUCCUUCCACUGCUCCAUUCCCCACUAAUGUUCAUAACUACACCAUUCCAACCAUUUCUAACAUGUCUCCCUCUCCCUCUCCGUCGCCAUCUUAUAUUGUCCACCACCAUCGCCGCCACCACCAUCAUGGACUAUGAGCUACGCCGGGUACACCCCAAUUGCUGUGAGAAGCUGUGCUAUGAGCUACAAAGCCUUUCAGAUGUGAAACCAAAGAAUGAUCAAGGAACCUGGAUUUCAUUAUCAUUGUCCCAUUUGAACCAAUAGGCUUGGUAGUGGAAAAGAGGAAGGCAGGAUGUAGGCUGGUAGUCAAUUUGUUUUUCGGUACGAGAGAAGAGGGGGGGAGAGAGGGAGAGUAAUGAGGUGUUACUAAAGCAGCAGCUGGCUUUUUUUGUCAUUCUACUUUGCUGCCAAUGUUCUAGUUCUUUUUUUUGUGUGUGUGUGAAUUGAGAAAUGGAAGUUGUAUGGGAUCAUUAUAUGAUGUGACAGGAGUAGUUGGCUCUAACUUUAUCUUCUCC
Messenger RNA from Elaeis guineensis (African oil palm), 1938 nucleotides. Its product is annotated as auxin transporter-like protein 2. NCBI's taxonomy places the organism in Eukaryota, Viridiplantae, Streptophyta, Magnoliopsida, Arecales, Arecaceae. The record is from RefSeq and is a predicted model, not a curated record.